GUGAAUUACUAUGUAAAGGCUAAUAUCCAGGCAACAGCUAUUACUGAUUCUGCAAAUCUACAGGAAAGUUGCACAAGAAUAAAUAUAUGUGCAGAACAGCCAAUUGAAAACAUGAAUAAUGAUUUGGAGACAUUGAUUACUUCUCCAGAAAAAAAGCUGCAGACAAAUUGGACGGAACAGAGAUAAUAAUUAUUCAAUUGGCGAGGAAAUUUUCAUCAGGGAGAUGACUAAAGUUCGAUUAACCAUGGAGGGCCUUGAGGAGCAAGUGAAGGAAAUGAUGUUGAGAAUGGAUUCCUUCCAGUCUCCUAAGGCUGUCAUGAGUAGUGACAUGGGCCAAAUCAAGGAAAUUUUAAACAAGUUUCCUCUGUGCUCAAUGGACGAACUUCGAGAAGUGGAGGAUAGUCUAAGAAACAACAAGGAUGUGAAAACACAACUGAUUUUGUAUUUGGCUAGGACAGGUGGAAAAUGUGCUAAAUCUGUCACAGUACAAUUGAUUAAAUUGAUAUUUGAUGAUGGCCUGGCUAGGAGAGUUCAGCUGGGCAGGGGGUAAAGGAAAGCACAAGUAUUGCGAGCUUGUGCUGUGCGAUAUCAUCAAUGAAACUGUUCUAAAGAACUUACCUAAUGAAACCAAGUUUGCCAUCUCAGAGGCUACAAAAAGCUGGCUGAGGCAUGCCAGUGAAUGGUAUACAAGG
Molecule: messenger RNA, 692 nt
Organism: Ctenocephalides felis (cat flea)
Lineage: Eukaryota; Metazoa; Arthropoda; Insecta; Siphonaptera; Pulicidae
Exons: 4
Coding region: 224-550 (108 amino acids)
Source: RefSeq, a predicted model, not a curated record